Vigna radiata var. radiata (mung bean) is the source of this 3794-nucleotide messenger RNA. RefSeq names its product pentatricopeptide repeat-containing protein At4g39952, mitochondrial. The transcript has 4 exons. The record is from RefSeq and is a predicted model, not a curated record. Gene Ontology annotation, molecular function: RNA binding; protein binding. Gene Ontology annotation, biological process: RNA modification. Bases 382 to 2649 code for a protein of 755 amino acids. Lineage: Eukaryota; Viridiplantae; Streptophyta; Magnoliopsida; Fabales; Fabaceae.
CAGUUUUAGUAACAAAGUGCUUUUUAAGAUAUACUAAGAACAAGGUUAAGGGUAAAUAAUUAGUAUAAUGAAAUUGAGAUUAAUUCGUGAUUAGGGUUUCGCUUAUUGAGGUAAAGAGAUAUGAAAUUACAUUUAUUGAGAAUUUAAAGCAGAGGAAGAAGUAAAAGCAUUUUUGUGAAGUUGCUAGAUCCUGGACCCGGUUACAAUCCCCAUUUUGUGGGGGUAUUAAGGACUGGUAUUUUCCUAAGAUGGAUUCCGACAAGAAAAAGUUACAGUCACCUGAUACAAGGAUGUUGGUUGUUUUUCUAUGAAUCCGAUUGAAGUUUGUGUUGAUAAUGGUUGAAUGCGUGAUGCAUACGAAAACCUUUAGGAGAGAGAGGAAUGUUGAUACCCAGAUUGAACGUGUAUGAUGCAGGGGAACUCAUCUUGCUCGCCAAGCUCGUCAAAACCGUAGAAUCCCUCCGCCGCUUCCACGCGCUCACGGUGACGUGCGGCCACUCAACCAACCUUUUCAUUGCUGCAAAGCUCAUCUCUCUCUACGAUUCUCUCCAAAAUGACCACGUUUCAUGUUCCACUCUCUUCUACUCUCUUCCCUCCAAAGACACCUUCGUCUACAACUCCUUCCUCAAAUCCCUCUUCUCCCGCUCCCUCUUCCCCCACGCUCUCACCCUCUUCUCACACAUGACACGCGCUUCCAACCUCUCUCCCAACCACUUCACUCUCCCCAUCGUUGUCUCCGCCUCUGCGCACCUCUCGCUCCUCCCCCACGGUGCCUCGCUCCAUGCCCUCGCCUUCAAAACCGGCCUCUUUCAUUCUUCCUCCGCCUCCUUCGUGUCGUUUUACUCGCGCUGUGGUGAGAUGGACCUUGCAUGCAAGGUGUUUGAUGAAAUUCCUGUUCAGGACGUAGCUGUUUGGACUGCACUUAUCAUCGGCCACGUCCAGAAUGGGGAGCCGGAGAAGGGUUUGAAGUGUCUACGUGACAUGCAUGAGGUUGGUGAGGAUUCUCAAAAGCCCAACGUUAGAACGUGGGAGGGUGGGUUUUUGGCGUGUGGAAAUCUGGGGGCUGCGAGAGAAGGCGCUUGCUUGCAUGGGGUGGUUAUCAAACACGGGGUUGCUUCUUUUGUACAAUCUUCCGUUUUGGCUAUGUAUUCCAAAUGUGGGGUCCUUCGAGAAGCGUAUCGAGCAUUUUUUGAGGCGACUCACAGAGAUCUUUUGUCUUGGACGUCCAUCAUCGGGGUUUGUGCGAGGUUUGGGAUGAUGGGGGAGUGUGUGAAGUUGUAUAGAGAAAUGCAGGAAAACGAAAUACGUCCAGAUGGGAUUGUUAUUGGUUGCAUGCUUUCGGGAUUCGGUAAUUCCAUGGACGUGACUCAAGGGAAAGCGUUUCAUGGAAUGAUUAUUAGGAGACAGUACGUUGAUGCUGAGGAAGUUAAUGAUUUGCUGUUGUUUAUGUACAGCAAGUUUGGAAUGUUGAGUUUGGCAGAGAGGAUUUUCCCAAUGUGUCGCAGGAGCGCAGAGGGCUGGAACUUUAUGGUUUUUGGGUAUGAUAGAAUGGGGGAGAGCGUGAAGUGUGUUGAGCUCUUCAGGGAGAUGCAAUGUAUAGGUAUUCGUUCUGAUUCAAUUGGGAUAGUUUCAGCUAUUAGCUCGUGUGCUCAGUUGGGAGCAGUUAAUUUGGGAAGGUCGAUUCAUUGCAACGUGAUAAAGGGUUUUCUGGAUAAUGACAUCACGGUCACCAACUCGCUCAUAGAGAUGUAUGGAAAAUGUAGUAGGAUGACCUAUGCAUCGAGAAUAUUUAACCGGUCUCAGAGAGAUGUUGUGUCGUGGAACACUUUGAUUUCGUCUCAUGUUCAUAUCAAGCAGCAUGAAGAGGCUGUAGAUUUAUUUGAUAAAAUGGUUAGAGAAGGACAGCAGCCCAAUACUGCCACACUUACGGUAGUACUUUCAGCAUGUUCUCACCUAGCAGCUCUAGAGAAAGGAGAAAGAGUUCACCGCUACAUACAAGAAAGUAGUUUUAGAGUCAAUUUACCUCUUGGCACAGCGCUGGUUGAUAUGUAUGCUAAAUGUGGUCAGCUGCAAAAGUCAAGAAUGGUAUUUGACUCUAUGAUGGAGAAGGAUGAAAUUUGCUGGAAUGCAAUGAUUUCAGGUUAUGGAAUGAAUGGAUAUGCAGAAUCUGCUUUGGAGAUAUUCCGACGUAUGGAGGAAUCAAACGUUAUGCCCAACGAAAUUACCUUCCUCUGUCUUCUCUCAGCAUGUGCCCAUGCAGGACUUGCUGAAGAAGGGAAGUACGUGUUCGCGAGAAUGCAGAGUUAUUCUUUGAGUCCCAAUUUAAAGCACUACACCUGUAUGGUGGAUCUUUUGGGAAGGUCAGGUAAUCUGCAGGAAGCAAAAGCUAUGGUCCUAUCUAUGCCUAUGUCUCCAGACAGCGGUGUCUGGGGAGCUUUGUUAGGUCAUUGUAAAACUUACAAUCAAGUAGAGAUGGGAAUAAGUAUUGCAACUUAUGCUAUUAACUCUGAACCAGAAAAUGACGGCUACUAUAUAUUGUUGGCCAAUUUGUAUAGCUCCAUUGGGAGGUGGGAAGAAGCAGAAAAUGUGAGAAGGGCAAUGAAAGAGAGGUGUUCAACGCCAAAGAAAGCUGGUUGGAGUCUGCUCUGAGCUGAAACUUUUCUUCCCUCUAAAAUUAAGAAUAUGUUUAAGAAAACCAUUGGACGUUUGCCAAGGGCCAACGUGCUUAAUCUUCUAAAGCUUGCUCAUUUAUAAGCCAUUCAUGAGCUUUGUCGUUGAGCAAUUGAGCUAAGGAAGCUGACAUAUUAUUGUCGUGCAAUACUUUCCGCAUUGUAUUUGACACUACACAAAACUAACCCUCUUGAUGGAGGCUUUAAUUCUGUAUAUCAGAAGAGUUCGUGCCUGAGCUAGCAGUGAGGCACGUGAGGGUUGGCGGGAGAGAAAGAAGAUCGAGUUUCCAUACAGGUCAUUAAACGUGCUUCUGAAACUCGAUUACCUUUUUUUUCACUUCUUUCUCAGAUAGUUAAACACGUGGCAGAAGCAUUGCUGAUUGGGGAAUAGCAAUGUGGUCAGCACUCCUAUUCUUGUACACAAGUUUGAUCUUUCAUCUCCAUCAGCCUGAGCAGAAAAAGGGUGUUCAAGAACCUUUCUUUCUUCACAAAUCUUCCAUCUUCAAGUAAGUCUCACCACAACAUAAGAAUUUGAACAAGAGAUCAGGAACAAGAACACAACAAUUCCACAGGGAAAGAAGGUAUGAGCGAUGAUUUUGGUUUGGUUUUAAGUAGAGAAAAGAUGUUUGCUAAAACAGAAUACGACGAAGGACGAGCGUUUCGUGCAAAGGUGGAGAGAUGACACUAAAGAAGGGGAGUGAACAGUGAAUGAAGAAGAUUCAGAGUGGAGUCAAAAAUGGAGAAGUGUGUAUCAUGGUGGGUGGACGUGGAGUCGAAAUGUAAAAUAAGCUUUGGAGGUGCAGGAGGCUAGGGUUUGCAAAAGAAGUUUGUGUCGUGCUGGGUGGGUGUGUGACUUUAUUAGGUCAGAGGAAAAAGCUAUUUUUUUUACCUAAAUUAAAAACAUUUUUAACCAAGGUUAGUUUUGGUAUUUUCUUGAAAAGUUGGAGGUGCAGAGAGCACUUUUGGAGGUGCAGGGAAAAACACCCCAAAUACUCUAAAUAAAUAUUCUUAAUGAGUAUGGUUGAUUAUACAUCCUACAUCGACAAAGGCAUGUAAUAAAUAUAGAUCAUGUGCAAAGCUAAAGAUGAAAAAACAAAUUUAUAAUAUAUAAAGAUGAAUGAUCUA